Pollicipes pollicipes is the source of this 1346-nucleotide messenger RNA. Its product is annotated as pleckstrin homology domain-containing family G member 7. Gene Ontology annotation, biological process: Rho protein signal transduction. The coding region runs from base 468 to 1346 and encodes 292 amino acids. NCBI's taxonomy places the organism in Eukaryota, Metazoa, Arthropoda, Thecostraca, Pollicipedomorpha, Pollicipedidae. The record is from RefSeq and is a predicted model, not a curated record. The transcript has 10 exons.
CUGGGACCUCUUCCAGUCCGAGUGUGCAUUCCUCUACGAUCACCUGAUGGUCCUGAAGAACGUGUACAUGGAGCCCCUGAAGCAGGUGCAGGUGGAGGGCUAUCUCAUGGUGGCCGAGCCGGAGCUCCUGUUCGGCAACCUGGACGAAUUGUGCUGUGUUACGUACGCAUUUUGCAAAGACUUCAUCAAGACCCUGCUGAGUUUGUGUAGGGGAGAAGACUCCGUAUCGCUGACAGGUAUACUGUCUAAGCUGUUUAUCAAGAAUAACAAGUCGUCGUGUUUAAGUCAGUCCUAUCACCGUUAUGCGCUCAACUAUAUCAACGCUCUCAACUACCUGGAAACGCUUCGCCGUCACAAUGACUUCUGCGAGUUUGAGAAGUGGUGUAACCGGGACCCACGCUGCAAGAAGCUGCAGCUGACAGACCUACUGGUGGCGCCGGUGCAGCACAGCAUGAAAGGUGCCGCUCAUGCUGCGUGACAUCCAGGCCAAGACGGAGAGCGCCGCCGACCGCCAGAUCAUCAGCACCAUCAUCGAGACCGAGGAGAACUCGCUGCGCGAGCUUGACGACAAGAUGAAGUGGCUGAAGAACUUCGAGCGCCUGCUGGAGAUCCAGCGCAACCUGGUGUGGCCGUCGGUGAUGGAGAUGGACCCGAAGGCAUACAUCCCCGAGUUCCUGCGGCCGGCGCUGGCCCGGCAGCCGUGCGAACGCCUCAUCGUCAGCCCGCGCCGCCAGAUCAUCAUGGAGGGGCCGCUGCAGCUGGCCGACGCCGGCAAGCCAAUCGACAUGCAUGUCAUCCUGUUCGACGACAUGCUGCUCAUCACGCGACGCAAGAAGGGGCUCAGCAAAAAGAAGUCGUCCAUCACCGACGGCUGGAGCGGCCACCACUGCCGCGGCUCUGCUUACCACGAGGCUGCCGUCCGCUACGUCGUCCACAAGCAGCCGCUGUCGCUCGAUCGCUUCUUCCUGCACAACAUUGUCGGCCAGGAUGUGACGGCGAGCCGUCUGGAAGGCGCUUUCGUCGUUGUUCAUUUGAAUCGGUUCCAGCAGAUUGCGGCAGUCUUCACGCUUCUGGCACAGUCGGAGCAGGUCAAGACCAUGUGGAUCAACAAGCUGCGCGAGGCCCAGGAGAAGUGGAAGCGCACGCUGCAGAACACGGUGUUCCGGGAGUGGGAAGGCGCGCUGCUACCGUUGCUGACCCUGACGGAGGAGCUGCGCACCUCGAACAUGCCGCCGGCGGCGCUGACCGAGGAUGCCAUUCUUCCGGCUCUGUCCCCGCUCAGCGUUGACCCGAGUCGGGUCAAGGACGGCUUGGGGCCCAUCUGCUCCUCUUCGCUAAGGGCAUAG